Molecule: messenger RNA, 1176 nt
Organism: Parastagonospora nodorum SN15
Lineage: Eukaryota; Fungi; Ascomycota; Dothideomycetes; Pleosporales; Phaeosphaeriaceae
Exons: 3
Coding region: 1-1176 (391 amino acids)
Source: RefSeq, a predicted model, not a curated record
AUGGGUUUGGACGAUGUGUUGAUGAGUCUCGCCAUGAUCUUUGUCACAGGUCUCAGCAUUUCCACCAUCUUAGCUAUCAGAAUUUACGGCUUCCAGUGGCAUGCUUGGGAUCAGACCGAGUUCACACAUGUGACGUCUCGCAAGGUAUGUAUCAAAAUGAAGCAUGUGGAUUUCAAGCUAACAGUCGUCAAGAUGUCCAUGUCCGUUGAGCUCAACUACCUAGCCUCUACCACGCUGAUCAAGAUCUCUAUCCUGUGCUUUUAUCGACGCAUCACCGGCUCUCUGAAGACCGCAUUUGUGUAUUCAAUCUGGGUCAUGAUUGCAUUCUGCGCCAUAUACGCCAUUAUAUUUGGAUUUCUUCUUGUCUUCACCUGCGACCCAGUCGUUGGCACCUUCCACCUUUUCGACCUCGCAUGGCGUUUCAAGAAUCCAGUCACCUGCCGAGACGAAGGCGCGAUUGUUGUCGCCUGUGCAAUUGUCGGGACGUUUCAAGACCUCGUUAUCUGCUUGCUACCAAUCUUCCUCGUAUGGAACCUCAAGAUGCCAAAGCGGACGAAAAUCGCACUCUGUGGUAUUUUCGCUAUUGGUCUGGUCACAUGCGUUUGUGGUAUCUUGCGCACAUACUACGCGACCUACGUGUAUUACUACACCUUCGACAUCACCUGGUAUGCGUACUACGGUUGGAUAUGGACAGCGCUCGAAGCUGAUCUGGGUGUGAUCUGCGCUUCUGCGCCAGCGUUGAAGGUGUUUUUCAAGCGAUACUUUUCCAUGACAAACUCUACAUCUGGGGCCUACGGGUAUGGCAGGUCCACUAUCAACAAAUCAUCGAACCUACUGUCACGAUCGCGCGGCAAACCGUCGUUUUCAGGACACUCUGCAAUGGCGUCACGCGCAGAUACCAGCGAUGAUCCAGACGCUCUGCCACUGCAGGGUAUCAAAGUUAGCCAGGGUCUAGAUGUUCAUGUUGAACAGAGGGACGACGUCAGCCAAAAGAGCUUCGCCAGUACAAGGAAUCUCACUUCUUCUGAUGGAAAAAGCUUGAACACCUGGGUUCAGAGGAGUACCAUCUGCGCUGCAUUCAAGCCAGGAAGCCAGAAUGACUCUCCCAGUCCUGCACGAGACAGAGACAUCGAGCGUGGCGCAAUUCACGACGAUUACGGAUCGAAGAGGUAUUGA